UGUUUUAUAAAUUUGUUUACCUGAUUACCCACAAUUCAGCAGGUGAAAAAGAAUGUACUGUCGUUGGAAAGGUCACACAGAGACUCUUACUACAUCCGUUUGAAAGCUGGCCACACUAAAAUCCUCCAAGAUGAUGAUGGGAGAGCAGCUGGUCCUGGAGGAGGACUAUGAUGAAAACUACAAACCAACAGAUGAAGAGAUAUUUGAGUAUGCUCAGAUCAUUGGUAUAGAUCCUUACAAGGAAGGCCACCUGAUGUGGAUAGCUAAAGAAGGGAUCAUUGCACCUUUACCUGAACACUGGAGACCAUGUCAAGACACAAAUGGAGAUCUUUAUUACUUUAACUUUGCCUUGGGUACCAGUAUAUGGGAUCACCCUUGUGAUGAAUUCUACAGACAAAUGGUCAUUGAAGAAAGAAUGAAAUUUAAUAUGAAUAAAGGAUCAGGACCACCUAGAAGUGGAGGACCAAGUGCAGGCCCACCAGCUUCUCCUGGAAAGAAAGGAAAAGCUGGAAAAGAUGAUGGAAAGAAAAAGAAAGAGAAACCAGGAAAACCAAAAUUACAACUUGGCCCAUUGAAAGCAGAACAGAGUAUGGGUACACCCACCAUGCAUGGUGGACUAGAACCAAUGAGAUCAUUGGGUGGAUCACUAGCGCCACUAAGAGGGUCAACAGGAACUAGUCAGCCGGUUAAGUCAAGUUUCAACACAACGACAGGUUCCAUGAAGCUGAGUAAAAGUGGAAACCUAACAAGCAGCAUGUCAAUUCCUUUUUACUCAAAUGAGUUUGAAGAUGAUGGUCCAGAAGAGGAAAGGCCACAUCACAGUGUAAACCUUACACCACAAGAAAUGGAAUAUCAGGAAUCUGGAGAAAGUGACCAAAACCAACCUAAAGGAGAGUCAGAAACAGACAGUGAAGAUUUUGGGAAAGAAAUUGACUUUGGUAUAGAUAAGAAUUUAUCAGAAAGAAUUAUGGAUAUGGAUAUAGGUGGUUUAGAACCAGUUAGAGGUUCUCUAGAAAAGUUACAUGAUUUUGAGGGAACUAUGUCAGCCAUGUCGACUGCUCGAGGAGAUUCCCCUGGUGGUAAGAUGAGUCCUAUAGACAGAUUUGAGGAAGAGAGGAAAAGAAGAGCUGAAAUAGCUGCCAGUGCUGCUGAAAAACGAUUGACAACAAGGCAAGAAAGUUAUGAUGAUAAAAUGACAUACGAUGAAGAACACAAUCUGAGAGCGUCAAGUGAGAUGAGAUAUGAUGAUCUUAGAGAUACACUUGACAGAGAGUUUGAAGAUAAAAGAUUGGAAAUGCUGGAGGACAAAGACAGAAGAAUAAAGAGAAUGAGAGAUGAAAUCAAAAGAGAACAGGAAGAAGAGGAAAGAAAAUUGAAGAUGGAAAAUGAAGAGUACAUUAGCAACUUAGAAAGUCAAUACAAAACAGAAAUGGAAGAAAAAUCAUCAGUUCUAAAACAAGAGAAUGAAAGUAAAAUACAAGAAGUAAUUGACAAACAGCUGUCCGAGGAGGAAGUCAACAUUCGAAAACAAAUGGACAGAGCAUUAGAAAAUUUAAGAGCAGAAGUCAAUGUACUACAGAGAGAUGAACAGACAAAAUUAGAAUCUCAAAAGAGAGAAAUAUUGAGUAGAAUUAAUAAUCAGGUUGAAUCAGCAUCAGAAAAUGAACAAAAGAGAUUAGAGGAUGAGAAGAAUACAAAAGUAGAAUCAUUACAGAGAAAGUAUGACCUUGAGGUAGAGAAGGUCAAGGAUGAAAUGGAGAGAAAACAUCGAAAUAAAAUAGAACAAUUGAAAAUGGAAAUGGGUGACCAACAUGAAGAGAAUUUGAAGAAAAUAACCAAUCAGAUAAAGAGAUUAGAAGAGCAGGAGAAGGAACAAAAAGAACAACAAUUGGACAUGGCAAAACAGAGACAAAGAGCUAUUGAUGAUUUAGAUAGAGGGUUAAGUGAGGUUUUGGAUGAAAGAAGAAAGGAAAUAAAAGAUAGACAAGAAAAGGAGAUUCAAAGGUUAAAAGAAGAUCAUGAAAAUGAAGUAAAGAAAAUGAAAGAUGAUAAUAAUAGGAAGGAAAAGAAAGAACAAACUUUGUUAGAGGACAAGCUAAAAGUAGAAACAAGAAGGCUUCAGAAACAGUAUGAGAAAGACACAGAAGAAGUACAGAGAGAAUAUGAGAGAAAGAAAGAUGCAGUGAAAGAACAGUUAGAGGAUGAGGAUGAAGAUUACCAGGAAAAAUUAACUGAAUAUGAAAGAAAGAAGACAGAUUUAAAUAAAUUAAUGAAAAACUUAGAGAGUCAAGAACAGAAACUGGCAGAAAGAAAGAAAAAGUUCCGAGAUGAAAGUGAUGGAUUUGAUAAAGAUCAAGAGGCGGCCUUUUCAGGAAAAGCAUCAAACCUUGGAGAGAAAGAAUUAGAAAGAAUGAGAGAAGAAAGAAGACAAUUAAGGGAAGAAUUAAGAUCUUUACAAGAUGCUGUGGAUGCCUUAAAGACAGAAAAACGACAAUUGGAAGGAGAUAUAACAAAGCUGAAAUUUAACAAAGAACAAAUGAGCAGGAAAAUUAAUGAAAUGCAGAACAAGAUAGACAGAAAAAGUAAAGAUUUUACAUCACUCAAUCAAAAAAUCAUCGAUGCUGCAGAGGAAGAAAAAUCAUUCAUGGAUGAACGAUUACGUGCCAGCAAAUCAGACAAGAGACGGAGAAAACAACGAUUCGAUGACACUGACUUCAGUGAUGAAGAAGAUAUUGGAAGGAGGCGAAGAGGUCAAGAUAGAAGUGAAGAAUUUGAUGACCCAUCAGUGGGUUAUAAUAACUAUGCCUGGCAAGAUUUACUUAGUGAUGAAAGUCAGUUUGAUGAUGUUCCGGCCUUUAAAUCUAGUGGGGUACGACAACAGUUUGCCAAAGAAAUCAAUUCAAUAUCCAUGGCAAAAGAAUUCUUACGUAAACAACGACAUUCCUUAAAACGACGCCAGUCUGGACUUACUGCAGCUAGACAAGAAUUAAUGAAGGACAUGAUUAAACAAGGACAAGGGGGCAUGUCAGCAAGUGUAUUACAGACGGUCCAGCAUUCAUUGGACAAAGAAACAGCAGAAUUAGAUGAUUUAGCCAAUCACAUGAAGACAGGAUCUAAACUUGUUAGAGAAAAGGAAAGAAAACUCAGACACUUACGGAAUAGGUUUGGUACUGAUUCUGCCAGUGAUAGUGAAAUAGAGUAUUCUCCCUUUGAAUAUAAAUACCAGUCUCCUAUGAUGCCGUCUGCUGACCUCAGUGAUGAAGAAAGUAGUGGAAUCAGUAGUAAUGACAACGACCUUGAUAAUGUUAUAAAAGCUUUAAGCAGACAAAAUAACCAACUAACAGAGACCAUGUCAACUUUACCAGCAGCUAGUGGUACAAACCCCAUAGCUCAGUCUCUACAGAAAGUCAACUCAGAACUUGCCAGAAUUAUAUCUGUAGUGGGUUAUAAUAAUGUGCCAAACACCCCUGCUGUUACACAAGGUGUAGAAAACAAAGGAGGCAGUUCAUAUAUACCUAUUUACAUGCCAAAGCCUCCUUCUGUGGCAUGGUCAGAGCCACCUCCUUCAACGGAACUAAACCCUUAUUUAAGGGACCCUAAUCAUAAAAUAGACUAUUCAAGUCUUGUGUUAUCUGCUGAACAGUCUUUAGAGAGAAAAUGGAGAAAAUAUUUCGGAGAUCGACGCCCACCUAUUACCAGUAUUCCCACCACUUUACCCACGCAUAACACUAGUAUGACUACAGGACAUGUAACAGUCAGGGAACAGUUACGACAAUUUAGACUAAGUUUACACGAUCAUUUCCCAUCCAAUGCAAGCUCAACACAAGAUAGACUGACUGAACAACGACAGUGGUUGAAAAAAUUUGGACAAGAUAUUAGUUUUGGUGGUUCAAUUAGAGGACCUGGGUCAGAAACUGGCUCUGUACAAAGUUUUGGUGAAGGUUAUAGAAAUGAUGGAGGAAGGUUAACAGAGGCCUUGUUGUCAACAUCAACACCACAACGACGACCUUCUGUGCAGGAAAAUGUCCGCCUUGAACUGGAUCAAAACAAUGAAAUCAGACUGAGACAUUUCUAAUCACAACUAUUGUCAGCCUUGCCAUUUUUGAGAACUUGUAUUACAUUGUUUGAAUUGAUACAAAAAAACUUAUGUCUAUCAAAAUCGGAAAGAUGACGACCAGAUCAUAAAAUUUUGCUACUAUUGUACAUUUGUACUCUUGAUUAUGAAUUUUGCUCAUUCUCAACAAAUGAAUUGAUAAUUUAGUGUAUAAACAAGAUAAUCCUGCCUCGAAUAUAUUUUUACAAGACUGAAUACUUAGUCUAAGGAGUGCUACUUAAGACAAGAGUUAUUGUAAAAAAGACAUUAUUAUUUCGUUUAUUGAAUGAACAUAUUUUUCUAUGCAACCUAUUUGUACAUUCAAUUUAUACUUAUAUUAUGAAAGUAAAAGUAUAUAUAUUUAAUUAGUGUAAUUAGAAUACAAACACAGUAUUUUAAAUGCCAAUAUGGUAGAAUACUAUUUGUAGUUAAUUUAGUUAUCAUAGAGGUUGUUUUAUUGCUCAAUUGAUAUUGAAGACAUAGGAUGCAGAGUAUGAAGAAUUCUGUCUUGUCUUGAAUGCAUAUGAAGAUCAGUUGGACCAUGAAAAUAGGCAUUUUACUUCAUAUACUUUAAAAGCUUUUACAAUAGAUGUAAGAAAACUGUGAUGAAUGAUGAGAGAAAACCGUAAUGUGUGAAGCCUACAAGAAAAAAAUCCACUUUUUAUAAAAAAGCAUCAUACAUAGAUAUAAGAAGAUGUGGUAUGAGGGCCAAUGAGACAACUCUCCAUCCUAGUCACAAUUUGUAAAAGAAAACCAUUAUAGGUCAAGGUGCUGUCUUCAACACAGAGCCUUGACUCACACCACACAGUAAGCUAUAAAGGGCACCAAAAAUUAAUAGUGUAAAAUCAUCCAAUCCAUGUAUAUAUAUAAAAAUAUUGAGUUUCUUAGGUGUUAUUUUUUUUACCUUUCUUUCACACACCUUUUAUGUAUAAGCUCAUUUUGUUCAUUUUCAAUGUCAGAAAAUUUUCCUUACAUUUGGUCAAAUCUGUUACAAACAAAUAAAACUGAUAAUUUAAUAAACACUUGUAAUAUACACCACACACAACCUUUUCAAUAGGCACAGAUUAUAGAUGUCAUUUUACAUCACUUGCUUUUACACAGCUUCUUCAGAUAUAAAUGACGAAACAGGAUAAAAAAAAAUUACAUUCAAGAUUGAUUCAAUGCUUGGUGAUUGCUUUACGCCGCAACAGCCCUAUGUAUCGCAGCAAUAAAAUCCAAGACAAAAAAAAAUACAGUCCUAAAAAAUUAAGAGUAAUAUUCUGUGAAAUGCUUAUAGUUGUUUCGGACGCAACAAAUUUAUAAAGUGUUAAUUAAAUGUUUUUGUGUUACAUUUAUAACAUUAGUUUCUGUAUUGGUCAAGUCAGUAUCUCCUCUUAGUGGUCAGUUUAUAUCAUGAUACAAUGAAUCUUAGUUGUUUGUUAAAUAUGGUUGUUGACAAUAAUCUAUGCAGCUUUGUCUUCUAAUUUUAUGUUGUUCUGAUAUUAAAUGUGACAUUUUUGUUAGUUUGAAUUUUGCAAUGAUCUGCAAUGUAUUUGAGUUACUCGUUAUUCAUUUAUAACAUUCUUUUAAUGAAAACAUUGAAUAUGGGUUUUUUUAUUGAAAAAAAAAUAUAUGUAUGUACAGUUGUACACCAUCAUGGAAUCAAAAUUAAUUUGUUUUUGUAAAACAAUUUUGCACCUCCGUAGGCCCAUAGCUGGGAUUUCUUUGAGGUGGAAUUGAGUGUCAUGAUAGUCAAAUCUCAAUUGGGAUCAUGACUUAAAAGUAUAUUUGUUUUCAGAGGGGGGAGAACACCUCACACCCCUGGCUAUGGGUAUGCUCAGAAAUGUUAGAUUUUAAAAGGAUGAAAGACUUUUUUUGGUAUACAUGUACAUCACCUUGAUUCAUAAAGAAAAUGAGACAUAGUUACUCACAAUUUUGCAUCAAUGUCUGAUGACCCUAUUUCUUUAUUUCCUCUGUAUGUAAUGAGAUAUUUGCUCAUUUAAAGUUUUACCUGAAAAGGUAAUCUUUUAUAGUGGUCAUAUUUAUAAAUGUAAUAAAUGUAUGAUUAGAAUUUAUGAACAAAUGCAUUUGCUAGGUGAUGGACAUUGUUGAACAUUUCCCCCCCACUUUUAUGGAAAACAUGAAAUAAAUUUCUUAUCUUAUGUAUCACAUAUUAUUUAUGCUUCCCAUUUACUUAUUGCAAUAUGGCCUGCAUUUUGCAACAUCUAUUCAUUGACAGAUCCAGGGGGUUCUGGGGGCAAUCAAUGCAUUUGAAAGGGGACAUAGCUGUACCCCCCUUUUAUCCUGGGUUGUGAACCCCCUUUUUAAAAUGACUGGAUCCCCCCCUGCUAUUGAUCUAUUGUACUGUAAAUUCAGAAAUUUGCGUGUGCAUUUAUUGUUGCAAUUGUGGCCAGCAAACAAAAUUAUGAUAUUAAUUAUUGAGAAUUUUAGGAUAUUCUGCAAGUAAUUCUGUCAAAAUUUCAAAAUAGUAGUUUUUAUUUUUUGGAAGAAUCUUCUCUGUUACAAUUUUCACAAAAUAUACAGCACAAAAUUUCUAAAUAUUUUCUUCUAAAUUCGUCACAACCUAUGAGUUUAUUUUUAAACUCUGACCUGUAUGUGAGAUCUCCUUUGACUCACUUUUAUGACUAAGAUCUUUUAUUCUGACUAAUUUUAUUUUACAGAUUAUUUAUAGAUUGUUAGACAUUGUUAUCAUUAUGUUGUUGUCCUACUCAUCUGUAUUUAUAAGCAUUAAUUAUGAGAUUUAUAGAAAUAAAAUCCCGUCCAAUUUAUAUUUGUACAUAAAUAAAAGUUAAAGUUUU
Messenger RNA from Mytilus trossulus (common blue mussel), 6891 nucleotides. RefSeq names its product centrosomal protein of 164 kDa-like. The transcript is spliced from 35 exons. The record is from RefSeq and is a predicted model, not a curated record. The coding region runs from base 131 to 4075 and encodes 1314 amino acids. Gene Ontology annotation, molecular function: protein binding. Lineage: Eukaryota; Metazoa; Mollusca; Bivalvia; Mytilida; Mytilidae.